Messenger RNA from Rhizophagus irregularis DAOM 181602=DAOM 197198, 647 nucleotides. The record is from RefSeq and is a predicted model, not a curated record. NCBI's taxonomy places the organism in Eukaryota, Fungi, Glomeromycota, Glomeromycetes, Glomerales, Glomeraceae.
UAUUACCAAAUGAUUUAAUCAAUAAUAUAUUUGCAUAUCAUAUGGUACCAAAUAAUAGACAAAAUAUUAUUACUCAACCUUAUCGAAAAUCACAUUCAAUCAUAAUUAAUUCUCAACAUUUUGCUAUUUUUGCCAGUUGGAUCGAAAAGAAAAAUAGUUCUUACUAUAACGAAAAAAAUAUUCCAUAUAAAUUCAACUUACUUUAUCGUGCUAGUAGAGAUGGUAAUACGGAUGCAGAAUUCCAUAAAAAAUGUGAUAAUAAAGGUCCUACUAUAGUUAUUGCAAGAUUUACAGAUUCAGAACAAAUAGUUGGAGGUUAUAAUCCAUUGGAUUGGAAACCGGUGUAUUCAUAUAAUGGUUAUUAUAAAUCAACAAAAGAUAGUUUCAUAUUCUUAUUUACAAAUAAAAGUAACCUCCAGACUGCAAAAGCUAGUUAUCCUAUUGAUGAGAAUCAAAUAUAUUCUAUAUGGUGUAAUCCAUGUUGUGGGCCAACUUUUGGUAGUGGAAAUGAUUUAUUAUGUUCUAAUGGUAAUUGGUCAAGUAAUCAAUUUACUUAUCAUAAAAUUCAUUUUCCAUCAAAUUUUAAUAUAAAUGAUUACGAAGUAUUUCAAAUUAAAAAAUAAACAUGUAAUGUUUUAAGAUGUCAC